Molecule: messenger RNA, 2784 nt
Organism: Pogona vitticeps (central bearded dragon)
Lineage: Eukaryota; Metazoa; Chordata; Lepidosauria; Squamata; Agamidae
Gene: CNOT10
Product: CCR4-NOT transcription complex subunit 10
Biological process (GO): negative regulation of translation; mRNA catabolic process
Cellular component (GO): CCR4-NOT complex
Molecular function (GO): protein binding
Source: RefSeq, a predicted model, not a curated record
UCAGAGCGACUAUGGGCUGCCCACCUCUAACUCCGCCCACUGGCAGGUGACUCGCAACACCUCCUCUUGCCUAAGACCGCCUAGUUACGCCAAGUUGACCAAUCCUUACACCGCCCACUCCGUAGGGGUGCGCGUGACGUCACCGCUUGCGAGCAGGAGAGAGAACCUGAUUGCUAGAGAGUCCUCUUGUCUUCCGCCCAACCCGGAAGCAAAGGCUUGGUCCCGUCAGACGCUGAGGGGUGGCGUUCGUCCGUGUGUUUUCCACCUUAUCCUUUUUUCCCUCCUGCUGCCGGGGGGCUUCUGAGGCGGCGCUUUUGCAGAGGUGGCGGAGGCCAUACCACUCGAAAGCCUCUUCAGACAAAAAAAAAAAACAAACCAAGAUACCACUAUUGCCUCAGACGGCAGCCAUGGCAGCGGACAAAGGCGGAGAUCAGGGAACAGAGAAACACGAAGGAGCAAGCACCUCUUCUGCCAUUACUGAUCAAGAAAAAGAGCUGUCAAACAGUGCACUGCAAGCUUUUAUGGCUGGAAACUAUGAUGCUUGUCUACAACACCUUAGCUAUCUGCAAGAAAUAAACAAAGAUGACUAUAAAAUAGUUUUGAAUAUUGCAAUAGCAGAGUUCUGUAAAAGUAAUCAGACAACAACAGAUAACUUGAGACAAACACUUAACCAGCUGAAAAACCAGGUUCAUUCAGCUGUUGAAGAAAUGGAUGGCUUAGAUGACGUUGAAAAUAGCAUGCUUUAUUACAAUCAGGCUGUUAUUUUGUAUCAUUUGCGGCAGUACACAGAAGCAAUAGUAAUUGGAGAGAAGCUUUACCAAUUCAUUGAACCUUUUGAGGAAAAGUUUGCCCAGGCAGUGUGCUUUCUGCUGGUGGACUUAUAUCUUCUGACCUGCCAAGCUGAGAAGGCUUUACAUUUACUUGCUGUAUUGGAAAAAAUGAUUUCACAAGGUGGCAACAACAAAAAUGGAAAGAAUGAGUCAGGUAAUAAUGCCAGUAAGGAUGCUUCUAAUCACAAAGCUGAAAGUGGAACCCUAACAGAAACUGCCAAGUCUAAAAUACAUCAGUAUAAGGUGCGAGCCUAUAUUCAAAAGAAGUCUUUAAAAGCAUGCAAGAGAGAGAUCAAGUCAGUUAUGAAUACAGCUGGAAAUUCCGCACCUUCACUCUUUCUGAAAAGCAACUUUGAGUACUUAAGAGGCAACUAUCGGAAGGCAGUAAAGCUGUUAAACAGUUCAAACAUUGCUGAACAUCCAGGAUUUAUGAAGACAGGUGAAUGCUUACGGUGCAUGUUCUGGAAUAAUCUUGGAUGUAUCCAUUUUGCCAUGGGGAAACACAAUUUAGGAAUUUUCUAUUUUAAAAAGGCCUUGCAGGAAAAUGACAAUGCCUGUGCACAGCUUGGAACAGGUGGCACAGAUCCAGGUAAAAAAUUCUCAGGACGACCAAUGUGCACAUUAUUGACUAAUAAGCGUUAUGAGUUGCUAUAUAACUGUGGCAUUCAGCUUCUGCACAUUGGGAGGCCACUAGCUGCUUUUGAAUGCCUAAUAGAAGCUGUCCAAGUUUAUCACUCGAAUCCUCGCCUCUGGUUGAGAAUAGCCGAGUGCUGUAUUGCUGCUAUUAAAGGGAGUUCAGAACAAGAAACAAAGGGCCUUCCAAGUAAAAAGGGCAUUGUACAGUCCAUUGUUGGCCAAGGCUAUCAUCGUAAAAUAGUAUUGGCAUCACAGUCUGUGCAGAACACUGUAUAUAAUGAUGGUCAGUCUUCAGCUAUUCCGGUAGCUAGUAUGGAAUUUGCAGCAAUUUGUCUAAGAAAUGCCUUGCUGCUGCUUCCUGAAGACCAACAGGAGCCAAAGCAGGAAAAUGGAUCAAAGGCUGGGAACCAGUUGGGAGGGAAUGACAGCAGUGAGAACAGUGAAGCUUGCAGCGGUAAAAGUCUCGAGGGAGAUAAAUUUGUCCCUGCUCCGCCAUCUUCUCCAUUAAGAAAACAGGAAUUAGAAAAUUUAAGGUGCUCCAUUCUUGCUUGCAGUGCUUAUGUGGCUCUGGCACUGGGGGACAAUCUUAUGGCUUUGAAUCAUGCUGAUAAACUUCUUCAGCAGCCCAGACUGUCAGGAUCCCUUAAGUUCCUUGGCCAUUUGUAUGCCGCAGAGGCUCUCAUCUCUCUAGACAGAAUCUCUGAUGCCAUUACUCAUUUGAACCCUGAGAAUGUCACUGAUGUGUCUCUGGGGAUUUCUUCAAACGAGCAGGAUCAAGGUUCUGACAAAGGAGAAAAUGAAGCCAUGGAACCUUCUGGCAAACAAACCCCGCAAUGUUAUCCCAGUUCUGUGACUUCUGCGCGAACAAUGAUGCUGUUCAAUCUUGGAAGUGCCUACUGCUUGAGAAGCGAAUAUGACAAAGCUCGGAAGUGUCUGCACCAGGCUGCUUCACAGAUUCAUCCAAAAGAGAUUCCACCAGAGGCUAUUUUACUGGCCGUAUAUCUUGAACUCCAAAAUGGCAAUACUCAACUGGCCCUGCAGAUAAUCAAAAGAAAUCAACUUGUACCUUCAGUGAAAAUGCUUUCUGAGAUGCGAAAGAAACCUGUAUUCCAAUCUACUCACCUGGUCCAACCUGUUCAAAUGCCAGCAUUCACCACUGUUCAGAGGAAGUGAAAAUCUCCUAUGAAAUUGACUCUCCUAGGAGUCACUUGGAUUUUUUUUGGAUUUUUUUCUAAUUUUAAUAAAACUUUUUGUUAUCUGCAUACAUGAUGCAUUAAAGUGUGUUGCUAUGAAUUUUUCAUUAAAACCAUCAAAACAA